CGUUGGUACUGAUAGACGGUAAACAUUAACGCAUAAUCACAUGAUUUAUUUAAGAAAUUAAAAAAAGAGUACGGAAAUACUAAAGCCAGUUUUCAUGCUAUUUUAACUUCGUUUUUCCACUUUAGACCCACAUCUUUGCGUUAGAACUUCUUGUUAAUUUAAGGUGAUUAUAAAAUAAGAAAAGGUUUGAUUCAGAUUAUACUAAUAAUACCAACCUCACUACGGCGCUAUAAAUAUAAUAUAUAUAAAUAUAGGCUUGGUGCUUCUGAUAAAACUUAAAAAGCCAACCAUGACGGAUCUGACAAUAGUCUCCUCAAAAAUUAAUUCUGUGCUCUCAUCCCUCCCAGAUGACAUUGAAAAGGGAGGUGUUUUAGCUGCAACAAGUGUACUGCAGCAGAGAGCUAAUGACAUUCGAUCUCAGCGAGUCAACUGGCAGUCAUACUUACAGAGCCAGAUGAUUAGUCAGGAGGAUUACAAUUUUGUUGUGGCAUUUGAUGCAUCCACUCCAGAACAAAGAGAAACCAUUUUGUGUAGUCAGCGAGCACAGUGUGCUAGAACAUUUCUAAACUUACUUGGCCAUAUUUCAAAAGAUCAAACUAUUCAGUACAUCUUGAUAAUGAUUGAUGAUAUGUUACAGGAAGAUAAAUCGAGAGUGGAAAUUUUCAAGGAAUAUUCAAAGAAGAAACGAGAAACUGUCUGGAGCCCUUUUCUAAACCUUUUGAAUAGACAUGAUGGUUUUAUAAUGAACAUGACAAGCCGUAUUCUAGCAAAAAUAGCUUGUUGGAGUAGGGAGCUCAUGGAUGGUUCAGACCUUCAUUUUUAUCUAACGUGGCUGAAAGAUCAGCUCCGAAUGCCGGCAAACGAAUACAUCCAGUCUGUUGCGAGGUGUCUUCAGAUGAUGCUCAGAAUUGAUGAAUAUAGACUAGCCUUUAUUGCUGUUGAUGGAAUUUCUACGCUCGUUACUGUCCUUGCUGGACGUGUGAAUUUUCAGAUCCAGUAUCAACUGGUUUUCUGCAUAUGGGUAAUGACCUUCAAUACAAAUCUUGCAGAAAAGAUGAACAAAUUCAACAUAAUUCCAAUCUUAGCAGAUAUACUUAGUGAAUCGGUUAAGGAAAAGGUUACUCGUAUUAUUUUGGCUACCCUUCGAAAUCUCAUAGAAAAACCUGAAGAUAGUGAUGUAAGCAAAGACAACGCUAUAGCUAUGGUACAAUGUAAAGUUUUGAAGCAACUCGACAUUCUCCAAGGUAGAAAGUUUGAUGAUCCCGACGUCAUGGAAGAUAUCGAGUUUUUGAACGAGAAACUUUUAGCUAGUGUGCAAGAUUUAAGGUGUUGUUGAAUUUUUUUUAUUCUG
Messenger RNA from Limulus polyphemus (Atlantic horseshoe crab), 1351 nucleotides. RefSeq names its product V-type proton ATPase subunit H-like (gene VhaSFD). Bases 290 to 1336 code for a protein of 348 amino acids. The record is from RefSeq and is a predicted model, not a curated record. Gene Ontology annotation, biological process: proton transmembrane transport. The transcript has 9 exons. Gene Ontology annotation, molecular function: protein binding; proton-transporting ATPase activity, rotational mechanism. Gene Ontology annotation, cellular component: vacuolar proton-transporting V-type ATPase, V1 domain; lysosomal membrane. NCBI's taxonomy places the organism in Eukaryota, Metazoa, Arthropoda, Merostomata, Xiphosura, Limulidae.